Messenger RNA from Spodoptera frugiperda (fall armyworm), 3983 nucleotides. Its product is annotated as choline/ethanolamine kinase. Bases 16 to 2016 code for a protein of 666 amino acids. Gene Ontology annotation, biological process: CDP-choline pathway; phosphatidylethanolamine biosynthetic process. The record is from RefSeq and is a predicted model, not a curated record. Gene Ontology annotation, molecular function: choline kinase activity; ethanolamine kinase activity. Gene Ontology annotation, cellular component: cytoplasm. NCBI's taxonomy places the organism in Eukaryota, Metazoa, Arthropoda, Insecta, Lepidoptera, Noctuidae. The transcript has 11 exons.
AUAAACCAAAAAAAAAUGUCUUCAAGGCGAUCACCAACAAGGAUCCCACAACUUAAAAAAAAGGGGAAGGAUAAACCUUGCCCAGCAUACAGCAUCCUCCCAAAAACCUCUUUAACAAACUCAUACCAUAAGAAAACAACUCAAGACAAAGUUAAAGUUAUAGCAAAGAGCUCAUUGCGCGAAUUCUUGAAAUACAGACAGAAUAAAUACAAGAAAGUCUUUGAGCAUGAAAUAAGUAAUGGUGCAGUAAUCAGUAUCAGUCUUCAGGACUCCUCAUCUGGUAGCAGUGAUGGGCCUAAUUUAAAAGAGAAUUAUGAUGGUGGUAAGACUCCCUUGCCAGAAAAGAAUGAUGGUACCUCUCGGUCUUCCCUGACGUCUUCUAUAACCAAAUUUCGCAACGACUUCAACGAGUUUAAAUGUAAGAUGCGUAUAUUUGGUGAGUCGCUGAAACUGUGCACUUGCAUCGCCGACGAUGUCAGGAGACGACUGGACACGAUGGAGACAAGAUUGGAUGCUUUAGAGAAGAGACAGGAGGAGUUCAAAACACCAAGUAACUACCCGGCUAUCAUAGAAAAAAACAAGAGACUGUCUUCUAUAACUAUGAAAGAUGCCAAGAAACUUCAAAUGUGCGGUACUGAGGAGGAGAUGAGGGAAGUGGCUGGUAGGAUCUGCAGGAACUACCUCCAUGGAGCCUGGAAGACGGUGGACCCUAAGGACCUCAGUUUUAGAAGGAUCAGUGGUGGUCUAUCAAACUUCCUAUACUACAUAGCGUUACCUGAUGACGUAUCAAAAUGGGGGGGGUACCAGAAACGGGAGAGCUCCCCGGAGACUGACCCUGAAACCUGUGACAAUAGGAACAUGAGGAGGGCCCUGGUUAAAAGCACCUCCUUCUCCAUUGAGGAACCUAGAAAGGUAUUACUCCGAAUCUACGGCCAAGUUCACGGAGAGCGGGCAAUGGAUGCCAUUGUCACUGAGUCUGUGAUCUUCACGCUGCUAUCUGAGAGGAGACUGGGACCAAAGCUACACGGUGUUUUCUCCGGCGGCAGAAUCGAGCAGUACAUACCUGCAAGGUCUCUACUGACAAAAGAACUAGCAGACCCGGCGUUGUCAAUGAAAAUUGCUGAAAAGAUGGCGGCCAUACAUUCAAUGGAGGUGCCGCUGAACAAGGAACCUAACUGGAUCUGGAAGACCAUGUACAAAUGGUUGAAGACUGUCAAGGAGGAGAGGCUGAACAAUACUGCUCAGGGAAAGAACGAACAAGAACAGCGUAUAAUCCAGCAGCUGAAGAAUACAGACCUGGAAAAAGAAAUAGAAUGGCUGAAGAAGUUCCUCGCUACUGUCGACUCUCCUGUCGUCUUCUGUCAUAAUGAUAUGCAAGAAGGCAACAUCUUACUAGUUGAAGACGCCCAAGCGGCGGCAGACGACGACGUCUCACCAAUUUACGUGCAAACCUUUGACACGGACGAACCACGCUCAGCCAAGAACGGCUUAGACAAAGACAAUUUCUUCGAAGAUGCCAAUACAUCGGAUACCGUCAUAAGCCAUAUGUCAGAUUUGGGCGAGCCGAAAUUGGUGCUAAUCGAUUUUGAGUACUGUGCCUAUAAUCACAGAGGGUUCGAUAUCGCAAAUCAUUUUCAAGAGUGGGCUUUUGAUUAUACAAACCCGGAGCAUCCGUUUUAUUAUGAACAUCAAGAUUCUACUCCUAGUUUGGAACAAAAGGAAAUCUUCAUCCGCGAAUACUUAAAGCACUAUCAGGCGAAUGUGUCAGACAGAACAGAAGUCAGCCUGGACGAUGUGAACAAACUGCUGGAUGAGGUGGAGGCGUUCGCGCUCGCCAGUCAUCUGUUCUGGGCACUCUGGUCUAUUGUCAACGCUUCCAAGAGCCAGAUACCUUUUGGUUACUGGGAAUACGCAGUAUCAAGACUAGAAACGUACCUAAGACUAAAACUGGAAGUAAUCAAAAAAGACAAAUACGGUCUCCCUCAAAAGAGGAAAAUCUGCGAGGUCGACAUAUGAGAGGGGUUGGGAGGACUCGCGCUGUAGACCCCACAAAGUCACUCCGGCGCAGAGCUACUUGGACCCCACACGGUCCAGACCCCGGUCAAGUAAGACCCCGAUGAGUUUGACCCCAAUCCUUGAGUUCUUGAGAUGGACAAUUUGGUUCAUUGUGGAUAUUUUGGUCCAUAAUGGACAUUUGGACUGUCAAAAGUCUGUGUAUAUUAUUUUGGAAUGUGAUCAUGGUCAAGUGUGGAUUGGGUAGAAAUCCAGUCCGGAAUUGGGUAGAUUGAGGUCCGGUGUAAAUAUUAAAACUGAUUUAUUGAUUCCUUGCAUACAGUAUUCUUUAGGGAAAUAGGUUUUCGUAUCCAGUUGUUUUGGGCCCCCAAAUGGUCUGAAAUUGUAAGGGUAAAAAAAGUCCUUUGUUAAAAAUGAUAGUUUUUCGAGUAUAGUUAGCAACACAAGUCUUUUUAAAAUAUUUUGAUAUUUGUAUGUUUAAUAGGGGCCAUCCAUAAAUUACGUCUCACGAAUUUCAUGAUUACUGACCCCCUUGCCCGUCCUUGUCACAAUUGGUCACAUUUGUGAGACCUCCCCCUCCCUAGUGUGACGUCACAUUUUAUAAUUUUACAUCUAGAAAUAAUUAUUUAAUUAAAACAGCAGUUUGAAAUUUGUUUCCGAAAUUUCAAUUAAAAAUAUUUUUUAGUAAAUUUAACAUAAGAUAACAAUUAAAUUAUAAUAGUAAUUGAAAUGUGACGUCACAAAAUUUAAGACCCUUCCCACGCCCUCGUCACAUUUUUUUUUAAGGGGGAAAAUCAUCCAAUUACUUCUUCCGCCUUGGGCGAGACGGGAGGGAGUGUCAAACUCUUACUGACUAAAAACCACCCCCUUCCUACUCCUGCUUUUCGAGCCGGAGCCCCGGUAAACCCGCUUGAUAGUCCGCAGCUCCGGAUCAGACCACCUCGUCACAUAAAGUCACACUUCGUCAACCCCCCUCCCCCUUAAAUUGUGACGUAAUUAAUGGAUGGCCCCCAUACAAAUCUGACAUAUUGUUAAAUGUUACCAGGCUUUUGUUGCUAGCUAUACUACUACAAUAUGAGAUCUGCAUAUCCUACUUAGAAUAGAUGGCUUGAUGAUACCUAAGCAAUUUGAGAUACUCUCGAAUCAUAGUUAAGUACAAACCAAGUUUAAAGAAUUAUGAAAAAUGACUGAAAAUUUAUGAAUUGAGGUUCGAAACGCAUUGGGCGGUUCGAGCAAUGAAAUUUUCGAGUUCGAAACUCGGAUGAACUCGGAAAAUUAAGUACUUAAUUAGUUUUUUUUUUGUAAAAAGUUGCGCAACUGUUGCCCGAUUUUUUUGCUAUUUUAUGUUUGUUCUGUGUUCAUUUAUGAGCAUAGUUAAACAAAGUCUUUAUCAGUACUUAAUUAUAAUAUUUAAAGUGGGCAACAAAGUUGCUCAUAUAAGCAACUAAAGUUGUCUUCACUAUUUUUAUCUUAAAAUAAUACUGUACAAUGUAAUUUAACUAACAAUUAAAUAUAUUUUAUUGUGAAGUAAAUUUAAAAAAAGUUGCUCAAAAGUUGUCCUCGAGUCGCCCAGUGUAGAUUUCGUAUUAGAUAGAAAUGGAUAUGUUAUUGUACUAUAAGAGAUCUCUAAGUUACCAAAAGAAAAAAAAAUAUGUAAAAAAUAAUAAAAAAAAAAACAACUAUAUUGACGAUAAAAAAAGAAUAUUUAGUACUGGUUAUUAUUUAUUUAUUUGAAUUUAUUGUAAAAAUAAUAUACUUAAUAUAAAAAUAUGUCGUGAGACAUACUAAAUUAAUUAUUAUGUUAUCGGCUUACUCACGUAACUGUUUGACGAAGAAUGCUGCUCAUGAAUAUGAGCCCCUAGCAUGGCUUGAAACUAGUCGAGUUCCUUCUCAAACAGUUACGUGAGUAAGCCGAUAACUUAAUAACAAUUGUAAAAAGAUGAAAUUGAAAUAUACAGAGUUUUAUUAAA